CGGCUCUCUCUGGUAACUGAAUAGCCAGUGUAAUCUGACACUUCAACUUGCCGUGCUCUACGGUAGUUGAUUCAGUCACUCACUCACACCGUCUCCGGGGCUCUCACGUCGUCUUUGUGAAGUGGAGGGAGCGAGAGAGAGGAGCACCGUAAACACGAGGUUUGGAGAAACAAUACGUGGAUUUGCCACCGAGGUCCGAGCUCAAAAUCACCACUUAAGGAGGGGGUCAGCGAGGGACUGUGCGUGAGGAAUACAUGAAGGGUGGGUUGGGGGAGGGGCGGCCACCACAGCGGCAGUACCACCGAGGUCAAAGUUUGCACAGACUGGCUCUGUGAUUGAUGAGGAUUAAGGAACGGAUUUUGCCUAAUAGGAAACACAGGAACGUCCUCAUCCACACUGUAAAGAACUUUUAAUGGCGUCCCGGUAGAGGCAUCAAGAUGAACACGUUACCAUCAAUGGACCGGCACAUCCAGCAGACCAAUGACAGGCUGCAGUGCAUUAAACAGCACUUACAGAACCCGGCCAACUUCCACUCAGCAGCCACAGAGCUGCUCGACUGGUGUGGAGAUCCCCGGGCCUUCCAGCGACCUUUCGAGCAAAGUCUCAUGGGAUGUCUGACGGUGGUGAGUCGCGUUGCUGCUCAGCAGGGGUUUGACUUGGACCUGGGCUACAGGUUGCUGGCUGUGUGUGCUGCCAACAGGGACAAAUUCACACCCAAAUCUGCAGAAACCACCACCUGCAGGAGAUGUCAGAGUGACUCAGCCCUGCUGUCGUCGUGGUGCGAGGAGCUGGGUCGCCUCCUCCUGCUGCGUCACCAGAAGAACAGGCAGAACGAACCGCAGGGAAAGGUCCCCAUGCAGCCCAGCAUGAGCAGCAUGAAGCCCGGCCUCACACACAGUGAUGGAUCCUUUCCCUAUGACUCUGUCCCCUGGCAACAAAACACCAACCAGCCCCCUGGGUCAUUGUCCGUGGUUACAACAGUGUGGGGCGUGACCAACACGUCACAGAGUCAGGUGCUGGGUAACCCAAUGGCGAACAGCAAUAACCCCAUGAAUCCUGGAGGUAACCCUAUGGGAUCGGGUAUGUCUGCCAGCGCAGGUGGGCUCAACUCACCUCAGUUCAGUGCUCAGCAGCAACAGUUCCCAAACAAAGGAGGCUCCAACCAACCGUACAUGCAGCAGGGCAUGUACAGCAGGCCUGGCUACCCAGGAGGUCCUGGGGGAUACAGCGGAAGUUACUCUGGAGGCCCAAACGCCCCUCCAGGAGGUAUGGGAAUGACCUCCCAUACACGUCCUCCUGGUGACUUCACUCAGCCAGCUGCCGCUGCAGCAGCAGCUGCUGUCGCUGCCGCCGCUGCUACGGCAACGGCCACAGCAACGGCCACAGUAGCAGCUUUGCAGGAAACCCAGAAUAAAGAUAUGAAUCAGUAUGGACAGAUGUGUCCAUCGUUCCAAAUGGGACCCGCUCAGGCCUACAAUAGCCAGUUCAUGAACCAGCCAGGCCCACGAGGCCCCCCUGGAGGUAUGAAUCCAGCCAGCAUGGGAUCAGCAAUGAACAACCCUAAUAUGAGUGGGCCACCCAUGGGCAUGAACCAGACUCGAACCCCAGGCAUGGGACAUUUUGGGGCUCACGGCCAAAGGAUGCCUCAGCAGGGGUAUCCUGGAGGACCUCGGCAGGGCAUGCCCAUGCAGGGGAUGAAGAGGCCGUAUCCUGGGGAGGCAAGUUACGGGAAUCAGCAGUACGGGCCGAACAGUCAGUUCCCACCACAGCAGGGGCAGUACCCCACGUCAAAUGCCUCCAGGCCGCUGCCCUCUCCUAACUACCCCGGCCAGAGGAUGCCAGGGCAGCAGGGCCAGGGACAGUACCCACCUGGCAUGCCCAUGGGCCAGUAUUACAAGCAAGAACCUUUCAACGGGCAGAGCACCAACUUCUCUGGAGGUGGAUACUCCUACGGUCAAGGCAAUGGGCCCCCCAGGCCCGGUAACUACCCCCACUCCCCAGUCCCUGGAAACCCCACACCCCCUAUGACCCCAGGAAGUAGUAUUCCUCCGUACCUGUCGCCAAACCAGGAUGUGAAACCCCCAUUUCCACCCGACAUGAAACCAAAUAUGACAGCACUUCCGCCUCCUCCGACUAACCCCAAUGAGGAGCUGCGGCUGACGUUCCCAGUCAGGGAUGGAGUGGUGCUGGAGCCGUUCCGCUUGGAGCACAACCUGGCUGUCAGCAACCAUGUCUUCCACCUUCGACCCUCCGUCCACCAGACCCUCAUGUGGAGGUCAGACCUCGAGCUGCAGUUUAAGUGCUACCACCACGAAGACAGGCAGAUGAACACCAACUGGCCUGCUUCCGUCCAGGUCAGCGUCAACGCCACCCCCCUCACCAUUGAGAGGGGAGACAACAAAACCUCCCACAAACCCCUGCACCUGAAGCACGUAUGCCAACCUGGAAGAAACACCAUCCAGAUUACAGUCACCGCCUGCUGUUGUUCCCACCUGUUUGUGCUGCAGCUGGUCCACAGGCCAUCUGUGCGAUCCGUCCUCCAGGGGCUCCUGAAGAAGAGACUCCUUCCUGCAGAACACUGCAUCACCAAGAUCAAGAGGAACUUCAGCAGCGUGGCGGCCUCGGCGGGCAACACCACCCUUAACGGGGAAGACGGCGUGGAGCAGACAGCCAUUAAAGUGUCGCUGAAAUGUCCCAUCACCUUCCGACGCAUCCAGCUACCAGCGCGAGGGCACGACUGCAAACAUGUCCAGUGUUUUGAUCUGGAGUCCUACUUACAGCUCAACUGUGAGAGGGGGACAUGGAGGUGUCCUGUGUGCAAUAAAACAGCAUUAUUAGAAGGUCUGGAGGUAGAUCAGUACAUGUGGGGAAUUCUCAAUGCCAUCCAAAAUUCGGAGUUUGAAGAGGUCACUAUAGAUCCAACAUGUAGCUGGCGACCUGUCCCCAUUAAGUCUGAGCUACACAUCAAAGAGGACCCAGACGGGCCACUGGCCAAGCGCUUUAAGACCAUGAGCCCCAGUCAGAUGACCAUGCCCAAUGUGAUGGAGAUGAUCGCCCAGCUAGGGCCCGGUCCGGGGCCAGGUCCAGGACCUGGGCCCGGACCGGGUCCCAGCCCCUACCCCCCACACCCUGGUCAACAUGCGAGUGGCAACGGGGGAGAUUACCCAGGAGCAGGCAACAGUUACCACAGCCAAGGGAACUUUGACUUCCCUCAUGGGAACCCCUCUGGUGGUGGAGUUGGAGGAGGUGGUGGUGGCGGAGGUCCCCCUAUGAAUGACUUCAUCCAUGGCCCACAGCUCUCUCACCCCCCAGAUGGACCUGGUGGUCUCCUCUCCCAGGACAAACCCCUUAACCACGGCAUGAAUGAUGCAAUGUCCCAUCCCGAUCAGUCCCAUAACUCCAUGCAGCAGAGCUUGCAUGCAUCUCCCCACCCCGGCAGCCAAACGGGGCCGCCCUUACAUCACGGCGGCCAGUCAGGGCCACCCUUGCAUCACAGCGGCCAGUCAUCGCAGCCGCCUCGCCAGUCGCAGCCUCAGCCGCAGCCUCAGCAGCCUGGGCAGAACAGUCACCCCCACAGCGAUCUGAACUUUAACCCCUCCUCAGAUGGGCAGAUGGGUCAGGGAGCCCAGGAUAUGCCUGAACCCUCCCUGGAUUUGCUCCCAGAGCUGGCCAACCCAGACGAGUUGUUGUCAUACCUGGACCCUCCUGACCUUCCCGCCAACAGCAAUGAUGACCUUCUCUCCCUCUUUGAGAACAACUAGCCCCCCCCCACCCGAAAACCUUCCUGCGCCUAUGGGAGCGGUGACGUGUUUUGACUGUCCGUCCACAGACACUUCACCGAGCUCCUACCAACACUUCAAGCAGCUUCCUAUGCUCACUCACGUGCACACAUACACAGUCUCUCAACAGAUAAUGUGUGGCAUAGGGGCCCAGUUUAAAAAAAAAAGGAAAAAAGAGGCACCUGUUUGGGAACUCUAAGGGAGAAAAGCAGGAACGCCACUCAUCCCCAAACUCCCUUUUUUUCUUCCUCCUGUAAAGAUUCCACGCACCAGUUCCACCGCCUCUGACUCGAAACACACCAUUUACAGCCAUGUUGGCGGGCACUAAAGUGAUAUUAUAUAUAUACAUAUAUGAUAUUUGUGACUUUUCAACUGAAAACUGUGCAGCUAUAAUCAUCAUGUGUAACAACACGGAGGAGAUCGGAGCCUUUGUGGGCUCUAGGAAAAGUGUUGUAGCUUUGUUUUGUUUUUUUAUUAUAAUUUUCCUUUUGUGAAAAAUGUUAAGUCUGAGGGAAAAACAUUGUCUUGUAAGAGCGUUUUUAUCCUGUUUGUUCUUCCAAAACUUUGGCACAUGCCAUGCCCUUUGACCCCCAGACUUCCCAGCAUGUGUGUGUGUGUGUGUGUGUGUGUGUGUGUGUGUGUGAGUGUGUGUGUGAGACAGUUAAAUAACUGGAACUCAUCAGAAUCAGAGCACUGAAAGGACUAGCUAAAAUGUCUGCCAGUGUCAACAGAGGAAAAGAGCACACAUUGGGCAAUGUAGUGUGUGUGUGUGUGUGUGUGUGUGUGUGUGUGUGUGUAUGUGAGAGUGUGUGCUGGUGUGUGUAUAUACGUAUCUAUGUGCGUGUGUAUAUGUUUACGUGUUCCCUUUGGUUUGCCUGUGAGUGAAUGUGAAAGACAGCGGGGAGAGAAAGUUUGAGACAGAGGAGGGAAGAAGAAUAUUGAAUGGAAGAAAGAAACAAUCCACAUUAAGGGCUGUCUCAGUUCUUUUUCUCCACCUGGUCUGCAGUUUGUGUUUGUUGUAACGUUUCAUUCGUCAAAUUCAGCACCAUUUUGUUCACGUGCAUGUGUGCCAAUGGCUCCUGUUGUCUUUGUCCAGCCUAAACGUGCUUGAUCAAAUCAUUUUCUCUCUCGUCUUUAUAUUUAUUAUUUUAUUUCAAAUUCAUCUUUUUUUUUGUCAUUCUGUUGUCCUUUUUUAUGUGUUUUAUCUUUGUCCCACAAUGAAAUUAAUCAGAUACACAUCACCAAAGUUGUCCUAUGCUUUUUGUAAGGGUUUAGGCCUGGAUGUUGGUUUAAGAGCAGGAUUUCAACAUCCUACAGACGUCUACAGAACUUUUUAAAUCACUGUAUUUUAUAGAAACGUCUGUGUGAUUGUACUGAUCUUUCCUUUUGUCGUUUUGUUACUGUUGACCUGCAUCUUUUUGGGAAAAAAAAACAUCCUGCAUGAUCCAACAGUGUUUCCAGAGCUGUUGUAUAUACCCUUUGUGAAUACUUUGUGACUGUACAGUACUGUACCUAUCUAUUACUGGCAACUAUAUGGUACUGUAUGUCUGUCAAGGACUACAAACACUCACACACUCUUACAAACACACACAGAAUCCCCAAUAACCAGUCCGAUAUUGUAACGAAUUGAUCCAAAUGCACUCUCACUGGCCUUGUAUCGAGUACCUGUGUAUUGUGUACAGUUUUCCCAUUAACCUGUGACAAUGCAUCAGCAAAAAGGAAUAUUUGAAUUAUUCAGCAGCAGGCAAGUUGUGAGCUAUUUUACUUACAAACACACAGCUUUAAAUGAGCUGUUUUUUUCUGUCUAAAAGAUUGCAGCUUAGAGGUCCAAAUUUCUCCCAAAAUGAUUUGUUUAAUAUCAUUGGAACAAGUGACCUCGUCCUCUUUAUUUAAAGUGAGAAUGUGUAAAAUGUCCUCUGGAUUAUUUUGAGGCCUGUUAAUGAGCUUUUGAUAACCAUACUUAGCAAAAAUGUGUGAAUAUAUUUUGUGUAUUUUCAUCACAUUUUAUAUUGUUUUGAGUUUUAAGUUAUUAUUUUUUGUCCAGUGUUUUUUUUAUGACAGGUGUAAUUUGGUUUACACAGUUUUAUGCAGUACCAUCAUUGACUUAUAUACUGUAUGCUGUUGGAUAAAAAAAAACAAACACCCCUUUUGAGAUUUGUAAUCCAUCUGUAGAACCAAAUAUGGCUUUACUGGUUUUCAGAGCUGAUCAAAUCGCCUGCAUUUAACACAGUUGAAGGAUCAGAUGUUGUUUGUGUUUGUUUAUAUGUUUGUUAAAGACAAUGCACUGCCGCAUUGGGAUGUUUUAUUUCCCUACACAGUGUGUAACUGCAACUGUAACCUUUCACAGAAUCACAUCUAGUAAUCUGAGUGACACAAAUUGUACUGUCUGAUUGCAGAUGUUGGAAAUUGAGUUGAGGAUUUGAAAGAGAAAUGCAAUUAAUAUUGUAAAAUGAAAUUUGGAGGAGACCCCUCCUUCUUGCAUUACAAGGAUAGGUUGUGGCAGAGGGUUGGGGGUGGGGGUUGGGAAUGUAAGGGAUACGUGUAUAUAAUGUAAAUGACAAAUAGAGACACGUUAACAGAAAUGUAUUCAUUUUCUCCAGGGGGAGUGUGCAUAGUGUAUUUAGAAUUUGUAAAGCUUGCAUCCUCCUGUCAGACAUUGAAUUGGGAAAAUGUGUUUGAUUGCGUCUGUGCAGACCUCUCUAACCACGCCUGUUCAUUUAUGUAAGAUACUUUAUGUGCCCCUCCACGUGGGGUUUCCAAGAAAAAAAAGACAUUUUUCCUUUGUGUAAUAUUAAACUUCUGUGUAUUUCUCUAUUACCUGUGUACUUUAUAAAGGUGCUACAAAAUUAUUAAAACCUUUUGAGGUAUAAUUGGGACUUGGAGACACUGAGCUUUGAGUGGCUCUUAAGGGUUGUUUCCAAAUUUACAGUUUGUAAAAAAUUUUGUCAAAUUUAUAAUUUUUAUGCAAUUUGGCAAAAUAUGCUAUAAAGGUACAAUCUGAAGUGAUUGGCACAACCGGUGGCAGUUGUCUCUUUGGUUUUGUACAUUCUAUGUACAAUCAUUUCAUAUUCUAAACUGGUCAGAAAAACAUUGUGAUUUUUAGUCUUGCAAAUCUGUAUGUAGUUAGAUGACGUGACAUCCUAAUAUUUAUCUAAUAAAUAUGUAUUCAGAUGAAACACAA
Molecule: messenger RNA, 6960 nt
Organism: Lates calcarifer (barramundi perch)
Lineage: Eukaryota; Metazoa; Chordata; Actinopteri; Centropomidae
Gene: zmiz1a
Product: zinc finger, MIZ-type containing 1a
Exons: 25
Coding region: 438-3761 (1107 amino acids)
Biological process (GO): regulation of transcription by RNA polymerase II; protein sumoylation
Molecular function (GO): SUMO ligase activity; zinc ion binding
Source: RefSeq, a predicted model, not a curated record